UUCCUAUAUGGACUCUACUUUUUCUUUUCUCCGAUUAAUGUGGAAAUUUCUAGGCCAUGAGAGCAAACGUGGUGGACCGUAGACUCUUCUUCCAAUAUUUCUACUUUUCUAAUUCCCAAUCUAUUAUUUCUAAUUAUAUUUCAAUAUGGACUCUAAAUUCAUUUUUAAAUAUUUUGUUUUUUCAAUUGUUGGGUUUAGUCCCACAUCGGUAAUUGAUGAUGGGGGAGCACGAUUUAAAAGGUGGGGACGGUCCUCACCCAUCAGACUGGUCUUUUGGGUUGUGUAGGCUCAGAACCUAAAGUUAUGGCUCUGGUUGGGCCAGUGGUGGAGCAUGCCCAAUGUGACCUGGGUGGCCCAUGGUUAGUGAGCCGAGCUGCGCACUCUAACAAGUGAUAUCAGAGCCUAGGUUGGGAACCUGAAACAAUUUCCAUGGGUCACAUGGUGGCGAGGCCAGGUAACAAGUCUUCGGGGUCACAUGGGUUGAUGUGACGGGGGAGAUUGUUGGGCCUGAUGUGUGACAGGGGCCCAUGGUUAGUGAGCCGAGCUGCGCACUCUAACAAGUGAUAUCAGAGCCUAGGUUGGGAACCUGAAACAAUCUCUAUGGGUCACAUGGUGGCGAGGCCAGGUAACAAGUCUUCGGGGUCACAUGGGUUGAUGUGACGGGGGAGAUUGUUGGGCCUGAUGUGUGACAGGGGAGAUUGUUGGGUUUAGUCCUCAUGAAGGAACCAUCCGCCGUGGCUGAUCCUCCGGCCGUCGUCGACGUCGCCGUGCCGUUGCCGGAGCUGAACAGGGACAUGGAGGCGCUCCUCCAGAGCGAGGAGGGCGCCGACGUGACGUUCGAGGUCGGCGGCGAGUCGUUCGCCGCGCACAGGUGCGUGCUCGCCGCCCGGUCGUCGGUGUUCCGGGCGGAGCUCUUCGGCGCCAUGAAGGAGAGCACCGCCGGCGGCGGCAAGGCGCGCGUGGACGGCGUCGAGGCGCGGGCGUUCAAGGCGCUCCUCCACUUCAUAUACACGGACGCGGCGCCGGAGUUGGACGGGAAGGAUCAGGAUGUUGGAAUAACUAUGUAAUCUUGAGCAUUUUAUAUUUCAGUUUUGCAUGCACGUAGUGGCUGGCUGAAGGUUGUUUUGGCUGGCCGGUAGAAUAGCUGUUUCCUUCUGCAUGUUUUCAGUUUUGGUUUAGCUGCCGAAUGACCCGGUUUCAGAUCGUGGGAUGGCGCGGUCAGUAGCCGAUCCGGGUUGCUCGUUUCUUUCAGUUGUGCAUGUAACAAACUCCGUUUUGGUGGAGGAGAAUAAAGAGAGAAAAACCGAAAAGCAGCCGAAGUUGCGCUGUACAAAAAAUUCUACUCUGUUCUUCAGUUUUUUGACGUUUCCUGAACUUCUUCAGGAGACCUCAUCCAUGGCGCAGCAUCUGCUCGUCGCGGCGGACAGGUACAACCUGGAGAGGCUGAAGCUGAUCUGCGAGGACAAGCUGUGCAAGCGGAUAGACGUGAGCUCCGCCGCGACCACGCUGGCGCUGGCUGAGCAGCACCGCUGCCCGAGCUUGAAGAAGGCGUGCAUGGAUUUCCUCUACUCACCCGGGAAUCUCAAGGCAGUGGAGGCGACGGAUGGGUUUGAGCAUCUGGCCACAAGCUGCCCCGUUAUCCUGAGGGAGCUAAUCGCUAAGCUUGUUGCGCUUUGAUUUCUUUUGAACAAAUUUUCUUGUUUCAUGUACCACUCGUACUUGUAUUUGUAUGAGUUUUAUAAUUAGGAGCAUGUAUGCUUUACCCUUGUAA
Messenger RNA from Oryza sativa Japonica Group (Japanese rice), 1771 nucleotides. RefSeq names its product BTB/POZ and MATH domain-containing protein 2-like. Gene Ontology annotation, molecular function: protein binding. Gene Ontology annotation, biological process: protein ubiquitination. NCBI's taxonomy places the organism in Eukaryota, Viridiplantae, Streptophyta, Magnoliopsida, Poales, Poaceae. The record is from RefSeq and is a predicted model, not a curated record.